This is a messenger RNA of Drosophila arizonae, 1490 nucleotides long. RefSeq lists its product as uncharacterized. Lineage: Eukaryota; Metazoa; Arthropoda; Insecta; Diptera; Drosophilidae. The record is from RefSeq and is a predicted model, not a curated record.
CAGUUCGAAAUAGUUUGAUUUUCUUUUUAGAUUUCGAAUGCGACGUUCAAAGGCGCCAUCAAUACGCAGAGCAGCCAAAAUGGGUGUCUCUGUUGCUGAGCUGGAUCCUGCCCAAAGUGUUUCCACUCCCCUGGAAAUGGAAUGGGGCACAUCUGGUGCUUAUAAAGGAUUUAGGCCACAUAAAUACAAUGAAGGAGAGAAUCCUCUGAAAGACAAGCGCAUUUUUCUAGUGCUCUGGCGUAAGCAGUCAAAUAAAAAGCAUAAAACAUGGACAGGCAAUGGAACUCUCGAAUUGACUACAACCAAAGCAACCUUGAAGGAUGAAACAGGCAAAGUAAUGGACGUUUUGACGUGCUUUAACCGGGACAAAAUUCAAGAAGGCGCCCUGCUCGAAAUCGGCAAUAGAGACAUCGAGAUACAAGCGGAGCUCAGGACUGCCGAUGAAUGUAUAUCACAGCGUAGAGAGGAAAUUGAAAACUGGUAUCGACAGCAAGAGGAAUCUGUCGGCAUUGUGUCUGCCCAUAAUGAACCCGCCCGCAAACUCCCAAGGCUGCCGAACAUUCUGAGAAAGCCGAAACGAUCGUCAGAAUUAAAAUGCGACGUCAUCACUGCAACUGCUCCUCCCGUUAAGCUAGACGAAUAUAUUUGCAUGCUGACACCAGCCGAACUUCAAUGCCAAUCAAUGCAGUUGCUCGCCGAAUACUGCGAACAUUUGGAAAAGCACCAAUUGUGCAGAAGAGAAGACAUUUAUGAAAUUGCUCAGCUUAUAUGUGAUCAUCCCGUGCUACUACAGCAUUUUGAAGAGCAACAGGUUGUAUCGCAAGCAUUGCUGCCCCACUUGCCGCCCUGGCAGGAGAUGGGGCUUUACGACUCUGCAAAAUUUGAGUUUGUUCAUUUAAUGUUGGAUGAUUUGGUUGUAGCGCAUGGCCAGAACUGUGCCAUCGUUGCAAGUGAUCAAAGCUGCUUGGACAUCAUUAAGGGUUACUGCCAAUGCUGGGAUAUAGCAUACGUCGAAGACUCCUGUCAAGCGGACAGCUUCAAUGGGACCAUUUCGCAGGAUGCCAAAGAGCCGAAGGCGGCUCUUUUCAUCGCUGGGCAUCUAUCCCACGAGCACUUAAAUAAUUGCAAAUAUGUAAUACUCUAUAAUUUUAGUAUUCGGUCAGAAAUUAGCCAUUUGCUAGCAGCGGACACUCGAGUUUAUACGCUAAUCACAGCUGGAUGUUGGGAGGAGUGGCAGUUUCAACAACAUUUGGGACUAUUCAAUGGCAGCGAACAAUUAAUGGAUAUACUCAAGCACCGUGUGAGUCCAACUCACCAAUUACAGGGAAUUGGUCAAAAUGUAUUAGUGGAUUGGCAGCAAUGGCAGCCUCCAUUUAACGAGGCUUUUUUACAGGAUAUAUUUGUAAGCGUUGAGAUACCAAGCUUAUGCUACGUCUACAGCAAACAGCAUGAAGAUCAUUUGGCUCAUUUUUGAACAUAAUUCAAUUAAC